AAUCUCAUCUUUUAAAUACUCCAUUAUUCAUUUCUCUCUAUACAUAUUAAACUUUUCCGAUCACUAUUUCCAUUUUCCGAUCAACUAAAAUGAGGAGGAACUGCAACCUCGAACUCCGCCUCUUUCCGGUCUCCGAUCCCGAAGAAGAGCGAGAACAACAACAUCAACCACAGCAGAUUACUAUUUUCUACAACGGAAAUGUUUCCGUUUGUGAUGUUACGGAAAUUCAGGCUAGGGUUAUUCUUCUGUUAGCAAGUCAAGAAACGGACGAUAAACUCAGAACCUCACCGUCACCAACGUUGCCGUCUCCGGUUUACGUCCCGGAUAACGGUUUAUCGAUGAAGAGGUCGUUACAGCGGUUUUUGCAGAAGCGGAAUAACCGUCGGAUUCAAACAACGUUCCCUUACAGCAUUAACCGAAGGGUGACGUGUCCGUUGAUUAACCAAUAAUAGAGUUUGAUCCAUAUUUCUCAUGUGAAUGAGGCGGAGAAGAUGUAGUUUAAUUAGUAGAAUGCAAAGAUUCUUUUGUAAUUAAAAAAUUAAGUUGGGUUGAUUCUUUAGAUGGCGUUUAGUUAGGCUUGUAAAAAAAAUUAAUUAUAAAAAGCUAUUUUUUCCAAUA
Messenger RNA from Mercurialis annua (annual mercury), 618 nucleotides. RefSeq names its product protein TIFY 5A-like. Gene Ontology annotation, biological process: response to wounding; regulation of jasmonic acid mediated signaling pathway; regulation of defense response. The record is from RefSeq and is a predicted model, not a curated record. Bases 90 to 449 code for a protein of 119 amino acids. Gene Ontology annotation, cellular component: nucleus. The transcript has a single exon. NCBI's taxonomy places the organism in Eukaryota, Viridiplantae, Streptophyta, Magnoliopsida, Malpighiales, Euphorbiaceae.